Molecule: messenger RNA, 2400 nt
Organism: Micropterus salmoides (largemouth bass)
Lineage: Eukaryota; Metazoa; Chordata; Actinopteri; Centrarchiformes; Centrarchidae
Product: dentin sialophosphoprotein-like
Exons: 3
Coding region: 1762-2400 (212 amino acids)
Source: RefSeq, a predicted model, not a curated record
AACAUUUAACAAGGCUCUACAUCCUUUCCAAAGCGUCCUCGUCAAACCGUCUUCAUAACAUUUAACAAGGCUAUACGUCCUUUCCAAAGUGUCCUCGUCAAACCGUCUUCAUAACAUAAGACAAGGCUCUACGUCCUUUCCAACGCGUCCUCGUCAAACCGUCUUCAUAACAUAAGACAAGGCUCUACGUCCUUUCCACAGAGUCCUCGUCUAAACGUCUUCCUAAUGUGUGGCUUUCCUUAACAUCCUUGCCAGAACGUCUUCACAACAUGUGGGCAGGCCUUCUGAAUUGGGCUUUCCUUAACAUCCUUGCCAGAACGUCUUCACAACAUGUGGGCAGGCCUUCUGAAUUGGGAUGUGCCCCUAAUUUUGAUAGGCAGCUUGUGUCCCCAAAUAAAUGUCCCAGCAAUUUAACAGUGUCAGUCUUGGAGGAGUUUUGAUGCUGAGGAGACGCAACACAGUAAACUUUUUCUUCUCAGUUUGGAUUUCUGGUGAGUAUCUUUAUACUAAUCCAGAGUUGUAAAAUCUUUGCAAGGACAUACAGACUUUGAAUGUGUGGUCAAAUUUAGCUCCUGCUAGUCUAGAGGUGGCUUUACUAGUAACCUGUAAUAACAUUAAGUCCUUACCUCUUGGGGUUUGUGAAAGGUGUAAUGCUUACUAAAUACUUGAUUUUCACCUGUCCACUUAUUUCUCCACAGAAAAAGGUUGACAAUGAAGCGCUGCCCGUUGUGCAGAGUUCCCUAUGCCAAUCGCUCAGAGCACCUCAGGAGUGUGCACGGGAUCACAGAUCAUAAACAGCGCAUACUCAUGCUGGGAAUGGCUUCAGGAAGGUAAGUGAAACGCACGCAAACGCAAACACACUACAUAGGCUGCUGAUUGCUGUGCUGAAAAUGUCUGACUAUGUUUGUUUAGAUACGCAGGCCCACUAGGCUGCCCAAUGUCAGAAUGCCAUGGAAAAAGCUACGUCCGCCUGGACCGGCAUUUAAGGGUUGUGCACAGUAUGGAGGUGGGUAUUUGCACUUUUGUAAAAACAAUUGCUGUUGCUUUGCAGACCCGGUAUCAAUAAAUUGACUGCUCUAUAAUGUAAGUUGUUCAGAUGCCACAGAUCUCACCCAAUGUUCUGUGUUCACAGAAGGAUGCCAGGAAGUUGCUCCUGGAGGAGACCAAAAAAAAAGCAAUUGCAUCCCAACUGUCUGCCAUGAGGAAGAACAAAACGCCAGCAGGUUCAGCCAGCCAGCCCCCCACCCCAAAGAAGCACAAAAAAGACUUUGGUUUGUAAAGUAAUAAUGUACUCUUAUCAAUUACUCAGCCUGCAUUGCCCUGACAUUUCAGUAACACUCUGUUCGUUCUUCUUCUUCUCUGGUUUACAGAGUACCUGAUAGUAAAGUUCUUGAGGUCCGGGCCGAGCAGGAGGGGUAAACGGCAACUUAAGAAGGCUGUGAAACAUGUCAGGCGUUUUGUACAUCACAUGUGGGGGAUGAAAAGCCCUCCCCCGUCCCACCUCAUGUUUUUAAAGAGGACAGGGAAGGUCUUAAGGUAAAUGUUGUUAUUUUGAUUUGGCUCUUAUGGUUUGGUAACUGCUGACAUCAGUGUGACACUCUUGCUUUUUCUGUUUGUUAGGUGGAUAGCUAAGCUGAAGAGGCAGAGCCUGGCAGAAACCACAAGGGGCUACCUGGUAGCCAUCAGGAGGUUCUUGACGUUCCUGAGGCGGGAGGACUUCUCCCAGGUAAUGGUGCCCUCUGUCACUGGAAAAAGCACUGUAUGAAGGUUCUGUCUACAGCAUGUGUUCCAGGUCCUCAAUGUAUGACUGUAUUUCUUCCUCAGGUCCGUCUGUCUGCAGCACAGAUAAUGUCCCUGGACAGGGUGCUGAUAAGAGAGCUCUCCAACCUUACAAAGCAGACCGGGACCCACCAGCAGGGAGAGGUGCAAUCUGAAGAUGGGAAAAGGCAAAAAACAAAUUCCCUGGAAAAAAGCAGAGAGGAUGAAGCUGCCAGGCAGGUCUCUGAAGCCGCUGAAGAGUCAGAGGACAGCACCUCCAGUACGGCUGGGACCUCAGACCAGUCUGAUGAUAGCAGCUCCGGGACGGCUGAGACCUCAGACCAGUCUGAUGAUAGCAGCUCCGGGACGGCUGAGACCUCAGACCACUCUGAUGACAUUAGCCCCGGGACGGCUGAGACCUCAGAGCCACCACCAGCUCGUGUUCCUGGGUCCACUAGCUACUCAAUGGACACUGCAGAGCCUGUUACAUCUUUUGUUGGUUCACCUCAGCCACCACCACUGCAGCCUCAGCCGCCAAUACCGAGUGAGGUCAGUGAAAUGGAGCACACAUGGGAGGCCUUAGAAGAGCCAGAGGACAGCAGCUCCAGGACGCUGAGACCUCAGACCGCCAAUACCGAGUGA